This is a messenger RNA of Cylicostephanus goldi, 900 nucleotides long. NCBI's taxonomy places the organism in Eukaryota, Metazoa, Nematoda, Chromadorea, Rhabditida, Strongylidae. The record is from the annotation of a GenBank genome assembly.
AUGCCUGAAGCAAAGAAGUUCGACGUCAAGAAGUUCCUUAUCGACUUGGCCUCUGGAGGUACCGCUGCUGCCGUCUCCAAGACUGCUGUCGCCCCUAUCGAGCGUGUGAAACUUCUCCUUCAGGUACAAGAUGCCUCCAAAAGCAUCACAGUUGACAACAGAUACAAGGGUAUCAUCGAUAUCCUUGUUCGUGUGCCCAAGGAGCAGGGUUUCACCGCUUUGUGGCGAGGAAACUUGGCCAACGUCAUCCGAUACUUCCCCACGCAGGCCCUGAACUUCGCCUUCAAGGAUACCUACAAGAAGAUGUUCUUGGAAGGUCUUGACAAGAAGAAGGACUUCUGGAAGUUCUUUGCCGGAAACUUGGCCUCUGGUGGUGCUGCUGGAGCUACCUCACUUUGCUUCGUCUACCCUCUGGAUUUCGCCCGAACACGUCUUGCUGCCGAUGUCGGAAAGGGCGCUAACCGUGAAUUCAAGGGAUUGUUGGAUUGCCUCGUCAAGGUCGCUAAGCACGAUGGUCCGAUCGGUUUGUACCGUGGUUUCCUUGUCUCCGUACAAGGUAUCAUCAUCUACCGUGCCGCAUACUUCGGAAUGUUCGACACUGCCAAGAUGAUCUUCGCUGCUGAUGGCCACCUGAACUUCUUCGUCGCAUGGGCUAUCGCUCAGGUCGUCACAGUCGGAUCCGGAAUCCUCUCAUAUCCUUGGGAUACCGUCCGUCGACGUAUGAUGAUGCAGUCUGGCCGCAAAGACAUCCUUUACAAGAACACCCUCGACUGCGCCAAGAAAAUCAUUGCCAACGAAGGAAUGGGAGCUAUGUUCAAGGGAGCAUUGUCGAACGUUUUCCGUGGAACUGGUGGAGCCUUGGUGUUGGCCAUCUACGACGAGAUCCAGAAAUUCCUCUAA